AUGGAAAAAAGGAAAACUGGCAAAACUACAUGGGAUGCUGUAGCUCAUAGAGUUUUCCUUGAUGUCUGCAUCGAAGAAGUGGAAGCUAAUAACCGUCCAACUCGAUGUUUGAAUGCUGUUGGAUAUGCCAAUUUGAUAUCCAAGUUCAACGAGCGUACGAAGCGAAACUAUGACCGCAAACAAAUGAAAAAUAGGUGGGAGACACUAAAAAAGGACUACAAUACAUGGAAAACAUUGACCCAACGUGCAUCUGGUACAGGAAGAGAUCCCAACACCCAUACCAUUGCGGCCAGCGACGAGUGGUGGGAGAAAGAGACACAUAGAGUUCCUAAAGCAAGCAAGUUUAGAAAUGCUCCACUUCAAGAUGAGGAGAAGAUGUCCAUUAUCUUUGAUAAGCAUUGUGUGACAAAUGAGCAUGCUCAGGUGCCUGUUCCAUCAGCUCAUGUUGGACCAUCUGAAGAUGCACACAUUGUGAUUGACGGUGAUGAGAAUGAUUCGGGUUGUGAGGGGGAUGAUCUUGUCACUGCAGUUCGUGGUGGGAAGGGAAAGGGGAAGGGUAAGCCUAAGAGAGCAUGUCCAUAUUCACCUAGUCCAGCAACAAAGGCAGCAAAGGUGGCAAAGGAAGAAAGCCCAACUGAUGCUCAGCGUCUCUUGAGCAUUAUGGAAUCAAGGUCAAGGACCAAGCACUCCGCAACAUCUCAGGUGUCAAUUAAUCCUGCAAGACAGGAACAUAGGGAUAUGGUGGCGCAAGUGGUUCGAGAUGGAGGUAUAGCAGGGAGUGACGAGCACUUCUAUGCCACCCAACUAUUCAUGCAACAAGAAUAUCGUGAUGCAUUCUCAACUUUUGAUACUGAAACUCCUGACAAGAGGCUUGAAUGGCUAAGGAGGACGUGGGCACAUCACAAUAAGAAGUAG
This is a messenger RNA of Brachypodium distachyon (stiff brome), 915 nucleotides long. Its product is annotated as L10-interacting MYB domain-containing protein-like. The transcript has 2 exons. The coding region runs from base 1 to 915 and encodes 304 amino acids. The record is from RefSeq and is a predicted model, not a curated record. NCBI's taxonomy places the organism in Eukaryota, Viridiplantae, Streptophyta, Magnoliopsida, Poales, Poaceae.